Molecule: messenger RNA, 3761 nt
Organism: Rhinolophus ferrumequinum (greater horseshoe bat)
Lineage: Eukaryota; Metazoa; Chordata; Mammalia; Chiroptera; Rhinolophidae
Gene: SYTL5
Product: synaptotagmin like 5
Exons: 19
Coding region: 458-2725 (755 amino acids)
Biological process (GO): exocytosis; intracellular protein transport
Cellular component (GO): plasma membrane; exocytic vesicle
Molecular function (GO): neurexin family protein binding; phospholipid binding; small GTPase binding
Source: RefSeq, a predicted model, not a curated record
CCAUGAGGGUCAAGUAGUCCAGCAUUCUACAGUUUGUGUGUCUGACAGAAAAGUGAGCCUCCAAAAGUGAUCUAACCAUCAGAUUGAGUAGUUUCUGGGUUCUGCUCCAGUGGAUCUGAUUCCUGUCCUGUAGCUUUCUGGAGGAUUAACGUUGAGCAUCAUUAGUGAAUCUCAGCUGCUACAGCUGCUACCUCUGUACACCACAGCAAAGGCUUUGGAGAGCUUUUUCAGUUAAAACAAUAAUGACUUUCUUGGAGUAUAAUCCCAUUGGAGCCUGUUUUCUGUGUAGCCUGGAAGAAUACCUAACUACCAUUGGCAGCUCUUCAGAGACCUUAUAAAAACCACUACAUAAAACAACUGAGUGACUCUAGGUUGCUCAGGGAGACCUUCAGAAUUGGGGAUAUCUAUUCAUCUAGAAGAUUCAACCAUUGUUACUCAGAGCUGCUGCUGAAAUACCAUGUCUAAGAAUUCAGAGUUCAUCAAUCUGUCAUUUUUAUUAGAUCAUGAGAAGGAAAUGAUCCUGGGAGUCUUAAAGAGAGAUGAAUAUUUGAAAAAAGUGGAGGACAAGAGAAUAAGGAAGCUGAAGAAUGAGCUCUUAGAAGCAAAACGUAGAAGUGGGAAAACUCAACAAGACACCAGCAGAGUCUGUGUCCAUUGUCAGAGAAACCUGGGCUUAAUAUUUGACCGGGGAGACCCAUGCCAGGCCUGCUCUCUAAGAGUGUGCAGCGAGUGUCGGGUCUCGGGCCUUGAUGGCAGCUGGAAGUGCACUGUCUGUGCUAAAGUCGCGCAGCUAAGGAUUGUAACCGGUGAAUGGUUUUUUGAAGAAAAGGCGAAGCGUUUCAAGCAAGCCAAUGUUCUAGGCACUGAUGUUGUCCGGCAGUCCAUCUUAAGAAGAAAUCCAGGAGCUGAAGAAAUACAAAGCCAAGAGCAAACGCGCCAGGAUGCAAAAAAGUCAAACACUUUACCUUCUGUUGGGCAGAAGGCCAGCCAUGAUGGGCCCAGGAGAAAGGGAUUUCUUCUUAGCAAGUUCAGAUCAGCAACCAGAGGAGAAAUCAUCAUAACUCCAAAAACUGAAAGUGGGCGGAGCUACAGCGUGGAUUUAGAUAGCCAACAUUUUCGGAGUUUAAAGUCAGCCCCAGGUUCCGACAGGGGAAGCACUGGUUCAUCAGAUCUUAAUGACCAGGAAGCUGGUCCUGGGACUCCGAAGAGCAGCCAGAGCAACAAUAUGACCCCAGUCACUCAGAGGUCACCCGCCCCAAGCACACGUAGCAUGACCUCAUUCAGCAGCAGAGAACAUGGUUUUGAAAAUUCCAUGGAUUUGGCUGCCUUUGAAAGCACCUCAGAGGACCUCACAAAGAGUCAUCGCAGAAACACUUCUGGCACACCUUCCAUAGCAAUUUCUGGGGCUUCCUUCUCCUCAGACCGGAGUCAAUCUGAGUUAGAUUUGAGUGGAUCAUUCACAGAAGACUUUGAGGAUACUGUAAACCUAAGAAGCAAGUCUGUCCCUGGGGUUUUAGACAAAGACUUGGACUUCUUGGAAGAAACCGAAGAAGGCAUUGAUGACUUAGUGUCCUCCCGGUUUUCUGCAAACACCCGCAGUCUGACAAGUGGCCUGUCAACCAAUUCUAAAACAGGCUCUGACAGGAAGUGGACCUACCUAAAUGUUCCUGAUGCUGACUCAGACACUACCAGCCUUAACAGCAUGAUGAGCGUUUACAGUGAAACGGGAGACUAUGGCAACGUGAAGGUCAGUGGUGAAAUACUUCUCCACAUCAGCUACUGCUACAAAACUGGCGGGCUCUACAUUUUUGUCAAGAACUGCAGAAAUCUGGCCAUAGGAGAUGAAAAGAAACAGAGGACAGAUGCUUAUGUCAAGUCAUACCUUCUUCCUGACAAGUCUAGAAACAAUAAACGUAAGACGAAAAUCAGAACAGGCACUAAUCCAGAAUUCAAUGAAACACUAAAGUAUACCAUCAGCCAUACCCAACUGGAAACAAGGACUCUGCAGCUCUCAGUCUGGCAUUAUGAUCGAUUUGGACAUAACAGCUUCCUUGGGGAGGUGGAGAUUCCUUUCGACUCAUGGAACUUUGAAAAUCCAAGUGAUGAGUGGUUUGUGCUUCAGCCCAAGGUGGAAUGUUCUGCUGACAUUGGCCUUCAAUACAAAGGAGAGCUGACAGUUGUUUUACGUUACAUUCCCCCAGAGGAGAACCUGAUGCUUCCACGAGAACAACUUCAAGGAAAGAAGACCAUUAAAAGGGGAAAGAAGAAGGAGUCACCUAUAAUUUCUGGAGGGGUACUAGAAGUGUUCAUCAAAGAGGCAAAGAAUCUGACCGCGGUGAAGUCAGGAGGCACUUCCGAUACCUUUGUGAAGGGCUACCUGCUCCCUGAUGAUAGCAAAGCCACCAAGCACAAAACUCUGGUGAUAAAAAAGAGCGUUAACCCUCAGUGGAAUCAUACUUUCACGUUCAGUGGCCUGCAUCCCCAGGAUUUAAAGAAUGUUUGCCUAGAACUUACCGUCUGGGACAAAGAGGCCUUUUCCAGCAACAUCUUUCUGGGAGGAGUUCGUUUGAAUUCUGGAAGCGGUGUGAGUCAUGGGAAGAACGUGGAUUGGAUGGACUCUCAGGGGGAAGAGCAACACCUUUGGCAGAAGAUGGCCGACAAUCCUGGGACUCCUGUAGAGGGUAUACUCAUGCUCCGUUCCAGCAUGGGGAAACGUCAGCUCUAAAGCUGCAGAUGUAUGUCAGCAGGAUCAAGUACAAUUUAACUGCAUAAACCCUCAUACCAACUCCAGCACCUUAAUUGUACCCUGACUGUUGACAGCAAUCAGCACAUUGGAUUCCCCAUCUGGCAGUGCCGUCCAGCACACAGCACUAACAAAUUCAUUUGUAUCAAAUUUGACCAGGAUUGUGACUAUUUUGUGAUUGCUGGGGUUACAAAGAAGAUGACACUCUGUGAAUAUGGCACAGUCAUUUAGGAUACGGUGGAUAUUCAUUACCCUGAAAAUGAAAUGAUCAGAAGUUCCAAAAUCAUCUGUAUCAUUUGGAGUAGUUAUCAUAAGAACCUAUUAGCCAGCAAUGACUAUGAAGGCCCUGUCAUCUUAUGGGAUGGAUUCACAGGACAGAGGUCAAUGGUCUAUCAGGAGCAUGAGAAGACAUUGGAGUGUCGAUUUUAGUUUGAGGGAUCCUAAGCUCUUGGAUUCAGGUUCUGAAGAUGCAAAAGUGAAGCUGUGGUCUACCAACCUAGACAACUCACUGGCAAGCAUUGAGGCGAAGGCUAACGAGUGUUGUGUUAAAUUCAGCGCCUCUUCGAGAUACCAUUUGGCUUUCAGCUGUGCAGAUCACUGAGUCCCCUACUAUGAUCUUCGUAACACUAAACAGCCAGUCACGUAUUCAAAUGACACCGAAAAGCAGUUUCUUGUGAGUGAUAAGGAAAUUGUCUCCACCUCAACGGACAGCCAGCUAAUGCUGUGGAAUGUAGGGAAACCAUACUGUCUACAUUCCUUCAAGGAUCAUCUCAAUGAAAAAAACGUUUUAGGCCUCGCUUCCAAUGGAGGUUACAUAGCUUGUGGAAGCGAGAACAACUCUCUUUACCUUGUGCUAUAAAGAACUUUCUAAGACUUUGUUAACUUUUCAGUUUGAUAUGGUCAAAAGUGUUCUGGACAAAGACCAAAAAGAAAAUGAUAUUUUGAUGGGACUUCAUAUUCUUGGCUUCCCUUUCCUUAAACUGACACAGAUACAUGACCGGUGAUCAUUAAAUACUUA